Messenger RNA from Recurvomyces mirabilis, 1077 nucleotides. RefSeq lists its product as uncharacterized. The transcript is spliced from 2 exons. Lineage: Eukaryota; Fungi; Ascomycota; Dothideomycetes; Mycosphaerellales; Teratosphaeriaceae. Bases 1 to 1077 code for a protein of 358 amino acids. The record is from RefSeq and is a predicted model, not a curated record.
AUGCUGGUGAACUUCCAUCCUGCUACGGCACAACUACCAGCGACUUCGGCGUAUCAUUGUAGCAAGCUCGCAGUGAUAAGCUCGCAAGAAACACCAACCGGAUACUCACACACAGCCAUGAAGAUCCUGAUAACAGGCGCCGGCGGCUUCGUCGGCCAACUCCUCGCCUCCCACCUCCUCGCCGACACCAAAGCGAACCAUCAUCUCAUCCUAGCCGAUAUCUUCGAACCCCCUAUCCCACCCAAGACUUCGAACGCGAAGAACGUCACAUGUAUCAAGGCCGAUUUGUCAAAUGAUGCCGCCUCCGUCCUCUCCAAAGACCUCGACGCCAUCUACAUCUUCCACGGCAUCAUGAGCGCCGGCAGCGAAGAGAAUUUCGACCUGGGAUACAACGUCAAUCUCCACUCCACACUAAAACUGCUCGAAGCCAUCCGCAAAACAUGUCCGGGCGUGAGGGUUGUAUAUGCGAGUUCUUGUGCUAUUUACGGACAACCGCUGCCGCAGAUGCCGUCGGAGGAUACGGUGCCCACGCCUGAGGGGAGUUAUGGGGCGCAGAAGGUCAUGAUUGAGUACGCGAUUAAUGAUUACUCUCGUCGAGGCAUCCUGGGCCCGAGCUUUAUUUUCAGAUUCCCGACGAUUUCGGUGAGGCCGGGGAAGCCUACUGCUGCGGCUAGUAGUUGGAUGAGUGGGAUUAUUCGGGAACCUUUGCAGGGCAAGGAGAGUUCAUGUCCUUGUCCCGAUGAUUUCGAAAGCUGGCUCUGCUCCCCGAAAACCCUCGCGAAGAACUUGAUGAUUGCGCUCGAGUUGAAGGGGGAUUGUAUGCCGAGUCAUGUUCGGCAAGUCAAUCUUCCUGGUAUCUCGGCGACGGUUAAGGAAAUGUUGCAGGCGUUGAGGGAGGUGGGUGGGGAGGAGGCGGUGAAAUUAGUGAAGAGGGAGAGAGGGAGUGAGGAGGUUAUGGGGUUGUUGGAGAGUUGGGGGGUCAGGUAUGAUGUCUCCAAGGCAUUGAGGUUGGGGUUUCAACCGGAUCCGGGGUUUAAGGAGGCGGUGGAGGAUUUUGCGGCGAGUUUGAAGGAGUAG